Molecule: messenger RNA, 1269 nt
Organism: Quercus lobata
Lineage: Eukaryota; Viridiplantae; Streptophyta; Magnoliopsida; Fagales; Fagaceae
Product: protein trichome birefringence-like 42
Exons: 5
Coding region: 1-1269 (422 amino acids)
Cellular component (GO): Golgi apparatus
Molecular function (GO): O-acetyltransferase activity
Source: RefSeq, a predicted model, not a curated record
AUGAAGAUGAGUUCCACUAUCAAAAACAAAUGGAGGUUCUGUACAUUUGCAAGUUUCAUAAGUUGCAUUAUUCUGUUAUCCGUUCUGAAUCAAGGACAUGACAGUGAAAAGCUAUCCCAUGUUCAAAACAUAACAUUAUCAACAACAUCAUCUAAUGACUCGGCUCACCAGCCAGCAGCAAGCGCGCAGAUUUUAAAACCAUCAAACAUUGGAGAACAUGAAAAAGAGACAAAUGAGAAAGAACAUAUCUGCAACAUCUUUGAUGGAAAGUGGACUUAUAAUCCGACAGCAAGUCCUUUGUAUAAUUGGUCACAGUGUCCAUUUCUUAGUGAUCAAGUCAGUUGCCAAAGGAAUGGAAGGGCAGAUUUUGAAUACGAAAGUUGGAGUUGGGAAGCUAAGGGAUGUGAGAUUCCUAGGUUUAAUGGUACAGACUUGUUAGAGAGACUUAGAGGGAAGAGAGUGAUAUUAGCUGGAGACUCACUCAACAGAAACCAGUGGGAAUCACUUGCUUGCCUUCUUUACUCUGCUAUUCCUAUUCCUUCUUCACAAGCCUAUAUUAAUGUGAAAAGUAAUGCCCACAAGGUUCUUAGAGCAAAGGACUAUAAUUGUUCUGUGGAGUUCUACUGGAGCCCCUUUCUAAAACAAGUGAAAGAAAAUCGUGGUAGUAAAAUUAUGAGGUUAGACCGACUUUCAGCCGCACAGAAUUGGCAUGGUGCUCAUAUUAUGGUAUUUAACACCGGUCACUGGUGGGAACACCCUUUGAAAAUCAAAGAGUUGGACUUCUUUCAGUAUAGAAAAAAGGUGGUGGAGGUGGAUAAAAUGGAGAUUGAAUUAGCAUUUGAGGUGGCCAUGAAGACUUGGGCUCGCUGGAUUGAUAAGAAUGUGGACAUGAAAAAUACCAAGGUCUUUUUUCGAAGCAUAUCACCAGAACACAAAGGGAAGCAGUGGUGUUACAAUGAAACCAAACCCAUCAUGGAUGAGUCCUAUGAAGUAAAAUUUCCAAAGUCAAUGGUAGAGAUUAUUGAGAGAACAAUUGGUAACAUGAGAAAACCAGUGAGGUACUUGAACAUCACAAAGCUAUCUCAGUAUCGUAGAGAUGCACAUCCAUCAGUUUACAAAUCAAAGAAAGGAACGCUAUUGACACCAGGACAACCUGGGUUUCAUGCCGAUUGUAGCCAUUGGUGUUUGCCUGGAUUGCCAGAUACAUGGAACAGGCUACUGUUUGCAUCUAUGGUCCUAGACAACUCCAAAGAAACUUCUAGUUCUUAA